ACAUUUCUUUUUGCGUUAAGGUCACUUUUAUCAUAUAAUUUUGAAUGCUGUAACUUUUGGCAUUUUUUUCUUGUUAUCACAUGUUAUUACUCGAAAGAGAACUGGUACGAGCGCCUAGGUAUUACAGUAUUACAGUACUAAUGCUUACAUGGGAAUGUAAAAAUCCUUUGAGGUAGCGAUAGUAAAACUUGUUCUUUUACUUCACUGCACUAUUUGUGGUUUAUAGAUAAAUCUUUUAGAGUUUAUCACCCUUUUCCCGUCAAAAAAGACUUGUAUUUCGACCUAUUUCGACUUUCAUGCCGACUUCACGACUUCAGUGACUUCAGCAAGAAAUAACAUGGCGGCCGAUAGGAGUGAAGUUGAGAUCGACGGUAGUUUACUCGAAGGAGGUGGACAGAUUUUACGUAAUGCUAUGACCUUUGCAUGUGUUUUGAAACGACGUGUACGCGUGAGCAAAAUUCGAGCUGGUCGAAGCAUUCCUGGUUUACGUCCUCAGCAUGCAACAGGGCUUUAUCUAGUCCGUGAUAUCUGCAAUGGAAAAUUGGAUGGUGCGUCGGUAGGCUCAACAAUGAUAGCAUUUUGUCCUGAAAAUGUCGUGAGUGACAAAUUUUUGGCCGAUACUGGAACUGCAGGUAGCACCAGCCUUCUCCUUCAGAUUGCCCUGCCUUGUUUGCUGUAUGCACCAGCCGAUUCAAACAUGGUCCUGAAGGGUGGUACUAAUUGUGAAAUGGCUCCUCAGAUAGAUUAUAUGAUUCAGGUAUUUCAACCCAUUGCUGAAAGAUUUGGGGGGAAAUUUUACAUUGAUGUUAUAAUGAGGGGAUACUAUCCCAAGGGUGGAGGCGAGGUUCAGGUGAAGGUCCAGCCUGCCAGCAAGCUGAAUUCAGUGACCAUAAUGGAAAGAGGUGUUCUUAGGAGAAUUUGGGCACAAGCUUAUGUUGCUGGUGCUUUAUCUAUCAAGGUUGCUCAACGUAUGGCACAAGAGGCAGCAAGUUUACUGAAGAGCAGAUACGACAUUCCUAUGAACAUCAAAUCAUCAAAAGAGCCAAAUCAUAAAGCUGUUGGUACUGGCUCUGGAAUUUGGAUUGUGGCAGAAACCUCCACCGGGUGUAGAUUGGCGGGUUCUUCCGUUGGAAGGAAAGGUGUUUCUGCGGAACAAGUUGCAAGCGCUGCCGUGAAGGAACUCACGGAUGCCAUCGAAAGCAACAGUUGUGUUGACCAGCAUUUACAAGACCAAAUUAUAAUUCUAAUGGCAUUAGCAGAAGGGAAAUCUUCGAUAAAAACGGGCCAAAUUACUCUGCAUACUAAAACUGCUAUUUAUGUGGCCGAACAGUUGACAAAUGCAAAAUUCCACGUUAAACCUUUUCCCGAAGACGAAAGAAAGGAUGGGUGUGAAGAAACGUUUAUAAUCGAGUGUAACGGAAUCGGAUUGAAGAAUAAGUUUUUAUGACAGUAGUGAUUUUGGAUGGAGACUGCGUGGCCAUGUGCGUGAGUUCACAUAUGUUAAAGGCUUUCAUUUUCUGAGUUUUCUGUCGAUGAAUUUGAGAGAGACGAGUGAAACAAAAAUAGCAAUUUUUUGCUUGAACAAACUUAAGCCCUGUUAUGUGUGACAAUGUUUCAAAUUUUGUAUGAAGAAUGCUGUCAAAUUAAAAAUUAAAAUUCAAAGCAAGCCUGAGAUAAGGAUGUCGUGAAGUUAAUAUUUUGAUGACUGUAUAAUACUAUUUAAAGUAAUACGUUUAAAUAAUAAUUGUCAGUUGUACUCAACUA
This is a messenger RNA of Xenia sp. Carnegie-2017, 1764 nucleotides long. RefSeq names its product RNA 3'-terminal phosphate cyclase-like. The transcript is spliced from 10 exons. Gene Ontology annotation, biological process: RNA processing. Gene Ontology annotation, cellular component: nucleus. The coding region runs from base 338 to 1447 and encodes 369 amino acids. NCBI's taxonomy places the organism in Eukaryota, Metazoa, Cnidaria, Anthozoa, Malacalcyonacea, Xeniidae. Gene Ontology annotation, molecular function: RNA-3'-phosphate cyclase activity. The record is from RefSeq and is a predicted model, not a curated record.